Kickxella alabastrina is the source of this 1042-nucleotide messenger RNA. RefSeq lists its product as uncharacterized. NCBI's taxonomy places the organism in Eukaryota, Fungi, Kickxellomycota, Kickxellomycetes, Kickxellales, Kickxellaceae. Gene Ontology annotation, molecular function: endopeptidase inhibitor activity; proteasome binding. The record is from RefSeq and is a predicted model, not a curated record. Bases 97 to 993 code for a protein of 298 amino acids. The transcript has a single exon. Gene Ontology annotation, biological process: proteasome-mediated ubiquitin-dependent protein catabolic process.
UUUUUUGCUUUUUUUGCUUUUUUUGCUUUUUUUGCUUGUAUAACCACACAUUUAUAUUCAUAUAAUUGUUUCUGACCUAUUUUUCAAACAUAAAACAUGAACAACACCGCGAAAAUACUAUUUGAAGUCAUCGGAGACUCGCCAGUGCAAAGCGCCGAAGACCUAGUGGUGGCGCUGAGUCAAGCAGUACUCGCCAACAUGGGCCUCCAGACCACCAGCACCAGCAGCGACUCCCAUGCAUGGGCCUCCCCAGGGCUGCCUCAAGCCCACUUCAGCACCAGGCUCACCUCAUCAAAUGACACAAAUGCGACUACAGAGGUCAAGUGGAUUGCAGUAGGCGCCAACGUAAUCAUGCUUGUAGAGUCGCCGAAGCAAAGCACGUCAUCCAUCGACAUAAACACGCAGCGGGUGGUUUUGCCCGAUGCACAGUUCCCACUGCAGGCCUCAAGUGCCGAGGCACUUGCUAGUGCUCUAGAGGGACGCCUCACGGAGAACGCCAUGGCGAUUGUGGCGGCGGCUAUUGGCGCACGCAUCAUGCCCCAGAAUGCCCUUGUCCCAAGGGAGCAGCAGCAGCGGGAGCGCCGCGAGGACUGCAGCGACUAUCGCGAGCGUGGCGGCGAGUAUCAAGAGAACCAGAGCUUCUAUAACCGGCCUCGUGUGAAUGUUGGCGGCGAUGAUUUGAAUCCGCUGCGUCCUGUGUUUGGCGGACCCAUGGGUAUCGGUGGCGGAAACAGCGGCGGGGGCAUGGUUGUUGGCCCCGACCACCCCAUGUUCAAGCAGGGCGGCAACAGAGGGCCUAUUUUGCCCGGUGGCCCCGAGACGCUUCCACCCGGUGCUGUGCCGCCCGGCGCACGCUUCGACCCCAUUGGGCCCUUCGGCCGCAUGCAAGGCCCCGGACGAGGCCCAGGCAGCGGCGGAAACAACUUCUUCAGCGGCGAGCCAAACCCCGAUGCGGGUGGACCGCCAGACAGCAGCUGGAACUACUACAUGUAAUUCCUUUUUUCUUCUAUCUUUCUCCCUCGGAACAAGUGAAAGGGCCAAC